GUUUGCCGUAUGUUGCAAGCGGCUGCCUCCCGCUCCAACGACGAGCGGUUGUACGACAAGCUCAUGGUGCGGUCCCACGAGCACGACCAGUCGCUGGAUGAGAGGAUGAUGCCUUUCCAGCGCGACGGUGUCAGGCAUGCGCUGCGGCUGGGCGGUCGGGUGCUCAUCGGCGAUGAGAUGGGGCUGGGCAAGACCGUGCAGGCAUGCUGCUUGCUCCGGUGCUACUCCGACGAGUGCCCUGCGCUGGUGGUGGUGCCCAAGUCGCUCCGGGAGACCUGGGCAGAUGCACUCUUCGCGUGGCUCAAGCUGACGGACAAGGACGUGGCCGUCGUUAGCAACGCCAAGGAUGCCGAGGAGCUGCGCGGGCGCGCCGCUGCUGCCCGGCCGCGGGUGGUGGUCGUCAGCUACGACCAACUGCUGCGCACAGCGGACAAGCUCAAGGCGCUGAAGCCGCGUAUGGUCGUACUGGAUGAGGCGCACUACAUCAAGAAUGGCAAGGCCCAACGCACGCAGGUGGCGCUGCCCUUCAUCAAGGAGGCUCGCCGCGCCGUGCUGCUGACCGGCACCCCGGCGCUGUCCAAGCCGGUGGAGCUGGUGCCGCUGCUGCAGGGGCUGAUGCCCUCAGCGGACAUCAAGGCAGCGGACUUUGGGGAGCGGUACUGCAUACCGGAUAAGAG
This is a messenger RNA of Astrephomene gubernaculifera, 677 nucleotides long. NCBI's taxonomy places the organism in Eukaryota, Viridiplantae, Chlorophyta, Chlorophyceae, Chlamydomonadales, Astrephomenaceae. The record is from the annotation of a GenBank genome assembly.